This is a messenger RNA of Symphalangus syndactylus (siamang), 1833 nucleotides long. It is a transcript of the gene DDX19B, whose product is annotated as DEAD-box helicase 19B. NCBI's taxonomy places the organism in Eukaryota, Metazoa, Chordata, Mammalia, Primates, Hylobatidae. The record is from RefSeq and is a predicted model, not a curated record. Gene Ontology annotation, molecular function: ATP binding; nucleic acid binding; RNA helicase activity.
GAUAGGAAAGCUUGCUCUGCCCGGGGUUGAGGGGUAUGGGUCUGAGGGUGACAGAAUCGACAGCCUCAAGUGGGCAAAGGGUGCCCAAACAGGAGUGGCCUCCGACGUCACUGUGGCGCGCCGCUUCCGGUCUGCAGCCUUGUAGUCGGGCUGGCGCAGAGCCUGCCGCGAACCCCCGGAGCCCACGAUCCCUCGUGCCAUCCCUCGAAUCCGCCAGCACGAGCGUCCCACCCGCGCCUGGGACCAUGGCCACUGACUCAUGGGCCCUGGCGGUGGACGAGCAGGAAGCGGCGGCCGAGUCGUUGAGCAACUUGCAUCUUAAGGAAGAGAAAAUCAAACCAGAUACCCAUGGUGCUGUUGUCAAGACCAAUGCCAAUGCAGAGAAGACAGAUGAAGAAGAGAAAGAGGACAGAGCUGCCCAGUCCUUACUCAACAAGCUGAUCAGAAGCAACCUUGUUGAUAACACAAACCAAGUGGAAGUCCUGCAGCGGGAUCCAAACUCCCCUCUGUACUCGGUGAAGUCUUUUGAAGAGCUUCGGCUCCCACAGAACUUAAUUGCCCAAUCUCAGUCUGGUACUGGUAAAACAGCUGCCUUCGUGCUGGCCAUGCUUAGCCAAGUAGAACCUGCAAACAAAUACCCCCAGUGUCUAUGCCUCUCCCCAACGUAUGAGCUCGCCCUCCAAACAGGAAAAGUGAUUGAACAAAUGGGCAAAUUUUACCCUGAACUGAAGCUAGCUUAUGCUGUUCGAGGCAAUAAAUUGGAAAGAGGCCAGAAGAUCAGUGAGCAGAUUGUCAUUGGCACCCCUGGGACCGUGCUGGACUGGUGCUCCAAGCUCAAGUUCAUUGAUCCCAAGAAAAUCAAGGUGUUUGUUCUGGAUGAGGCUGAUGUCAUGAUAGCCACUCAGGGCCACCAAGAUCAGAGCAUCCGCAUCCAGAGGAUGCUGCCCAGGAACUGCCAGAUGCUGCUUUUCUCCGCCACCUUUGAAGACUCUGUGUGGAAGUUUGCCCAGAAAGUGGUCCCAGACCCAAAUGUUAUCAAACUGAAGCGUGAGGAAGAGACCCUGGACACCAUCAAGCAGUACUAUGUCCUGUGCAGCAGCAGAGACGAGAAGUUCCAGGCCUUGUGUAACCUCUACGGGGCCAUCACCAUUGCUCAAGCCAUGAUCUUCUGCCAUACUCGCAAAACAGCUAGUUGGCUGGCAGCAGAGCUCUCAAAAGAAGGCCACCAGGUGGCUCUGCUGAGUGGGGAGAUGAUGGUGGAACAGAGGGCUGCGGUGAUUGAGCGCUUCCGAGAGGGCAAAGAGAAGGUUUUGGUGACCACCAACGUGUGUGCCCGCGGCAUCGAUGUUGAACAAGUGUCUGUCGUCAUCAACUUUGAUCUUCCCGUGGACAAGGACGGGAACCCUGACAACGAGACCUACCUGCACCGGAUCGGGCGCACGGGCCGCUUUGGCAAGAGGGGCCUGGCAGUGAACAUGGUGGACAGCAAGCACAGCAUGAACAUCCUGAACAGAAUCCAGGAGCAUUUUAAUAAGAAGAUAGAAAGAUUGGACACGGAUGAUUUGGACGAGAUUGAGAAAAUAGCCAACUGAGAAGCUCCACCAGCCACUGGUGCCAGCCCUGGCACUGCCCCUGCACAGGAGACAAGUGUGUUCAGGGCACAGGCCCCGACAUCACCCCAAGGACAACGGCACAAGUAGAGAGAAACUACCUACCUCACUUCAAAUUAUGUUUGGACUUGACAAAAAUGUAUGCAAAUGAUGAGGGAUGGUAGAAAAAAAUUAUUUACACAACCUUGGAAGAUUAGGCAUGAAUACACAGAGAUUUACCUUU